This is a messenger RNA of Dryobates pubescens (Downy woodpecker), 3649 nucleotides long. It is a transcript of the gene BRD8, whose product is annotated as bromodomain containing 8. The record is from RefSeq and is a predicted model, not a curated record. Gene Ontology annotation, cellular component: NuA4 histone acetyltransferase complex. Bases 1 to 2856 code for a protein of 951 amino acids. Gene Ontology annotation, molecular function: protein binding. The transcript is spliced from 22 exons. NCBI's taxonomy places the organism in Eukaryota, Metazoa, Chordata, Aves, Piciformes, Picidae.
AUGGCGGCGGGGACGGGCAAGCACAAGCUGUUGAGCGCCGGCCCCACGGAGCCGUGGUCCAUCCGCGAGAAGCUCUGCCUGGCCUCCUCCGUCAUGCGCAGCGGGGACCAGAACUGGGUCUCAGUCAGCAGAGCUAUCAAACCUUUUGCAGAGCCAGGACGCCCACCUGACUGGUUUUCCCAGAAGCACUGUGCAUCUCAGUAUUCAGAGCUCUUGGAGACUACAGAGACCCCUAAGAGAAAACGUGGUGAGAAGGGAGAGGUUGUGGAAACUGUGGAAGAUGUUAUUGUGAGGAAACUGACUGCAGAACGAGUGGAGGAGUUGAAGAAAAUGAUUAAAGAAACACAGGAGAAAUACAGGCAACUCAAGAAGGAUGCAGAGCUGAUCCAGGCUGGGCAUAUGGAUAACAGACUGGAGGAGCUGUGCAAUGAGAUUAUGAUAAAGAAAAAAAUGGAGGAGGAGGAGGCAGAAGUCAAGAGAAAAGCCACAGAUGCUGCUUAUCAGGCUCGUCAGGCGAUUAAGAACCCACCACGGCGGUUAACGGGCGUGAUGGUUCGCUCCCCUGCAGGUUCCACUUCCCCAGGGGGAGACUAUGCCCUGGGAGAUCUUUCUCAGCCCACUGUGGAUGAUGCCAGUCCUGGGGUCACUCCAGGGACUUUGCCCAGCACCCCAGUUGCCUCCUUCAUUGGAAUCCCUGACACCCCUCCAGGCUCUGCUCCCCUGGAUGCCCCCAUGACCCCAGUCACUGAUGAUUCACCCCAGAAAAAGAUGCUAGGACAAAAAGCAACUCCGCCUCCUUCCCCUCUGCUCUCAGAGCUGCUGAAGAAGGGCAGUCUCCUGCCCACAAGCCCCAGGCUGGUCGGCGAAAAUGAAAUGGCAGUGGCUUCUGGUCACAUGAACAGUGCAGGAGUCCUGCUGGAGGUAGGAAGUGUCCUUCCAGUGCUGCACAGCGGGGAAAUGCAGUCUGCAUCUGGUGCUGUCCCUGCAUCUCCUGCUGCUUCAGGUGCUCCUACGCUUUCCCGGCUUUUAGAAGCUGGUCCUGCACAGUUCACCUCACCUCUUGCUUCCUUCUCCGCUGUUGCCAGCGAACCUCCAGCUAAGCUCCUGCCACCCCCCGUAGAGCCUGUGUCCCAGGCAACCAUUGUCAUGAUGCCCACGCUGUCAGCACCAUCCGUUGUGCCACCAGCUGCAGCUCCAGAAAGCGUAGCCACAGUGAACCAGCCAGAAGCCUGUGUUGCCAUGGAGGCAGUGUCUGAUUCCCAUACCGUGACAGUGUCCAUGGACAGCAGUGAAAUAUCCAUGAUCAUUGAUUCCAUCAAGAAAGAGUGCCUGGGUUCUGGGGCUGGCAGCACUGCAGGGUCUUCCAAAGAUCACUGCAUUGAUGGGAAAGAAGACCUGGAUUUGGCUGAGAAAAUGGAUAUUGCAGUGUCCUAUACGGGGGAAGAGCUGGACUUCGAUACUGUUGGAAAUAUUAUAGCAAUCAUUGAGGACAAGGUAGACGACCACCCCGAAGUCCUGGAUGCAGCAGUUGUUGAAGCUGCUCUGUCUUCUUUCUGCGAAGAUGCUGAUGACCCUCAGACCCUGCCUGGCCCAUGGGAACACUCAAUUCGUCAGGAGCAUGAGAAACAGGCCCAGAUACCCCAAGUGUCUGUGACUGUGAAGCAGGAGAGACCAGAGUGUGAAGAGCCAGAGGCAAAGGGAAUUCGAGACCUAAUGAGCAUUGCCGAGCUGGGAGCAGAAAUAAAGACAGAACCUGUAGAGCAGGAGCAGAAUCAGCUGGGCCCUGAGGAAACCAUAUCAGCAUCUGCAAGAGUGACAGAAACACCAGAGCUUAGAAGUCAAGAAAUGGAAGAGGAUCCAAGAACAGCUGUAGCAGCAGGAGAGACUUCUGAAAUCGAGAUAGAAUCGGUUAAGGGAGAAGACACCAUGCACAAUACAGUGAAGACGGAGACCCCACCUGAUGAUGAUUCAUCCCCUCCACAAGUCCCAAAUGUGAGUGAAGACUCCUCACAGGCUGAUGUUCAGCACAAAUUUGAGCUGUCAGAGUCAAUGAAGGAGGAGGCCCACGUCCUCUUUAGGAGUCAGAUGAAGGAUGGGCAGGCUGAAGAGGAUGAUGAGGAUGGUGCCAGUGAGGCUGCCAGUUUGGAGGAACCCAAAGAAGAAGAUCAGGGUGAGGGAUAUCUAUCAGAGAUGGAUAACGAACCCCCCGUGAGUGAGAGUGAUGAUGGCUUCAGUGUCCAUAACGCGCCUUUACAGUCUCACACGCUAGCCGACUCCAUCCCCAGCAGCCCAGCCUCCUCACAGUUCUCAGUGUGCAGUGAGGACCAGGAAGCAAUACAGGCCCAGAAGAUCUGGAAGAAAGCCAUCAUGCUGGUUUGGAGAGCAGCAGCUAAUCAUAGGUACGCCAACGUCUUCCUGCAGCCUGUAACUGAUGAUAUAGCACCAGGCUACCACAGUAUUGUGCAAAGGCCAAUGGAUUUAUCUACCAUCAAGAAGAACAUUGAGAAUGGGCUGAUACGAACCACAGCUGAGUUCCAGCGUGAUAUUAUGCUGAUGUUUCAAAAUGCAGUUAUGUACAACAGCUCUGACCAUGAUGUGUACCACAUGGCUGUGGAGAUGCAGCGAGAUGUCCUGGAGCAGAUCCAGCAAUUUCUGGCCACACAACUGAUCAUGCAAACAUCGGAGUCAGGGAUCAGUGCAAAAAGCCUGCGUGGGCGAGACUCCACUCGCAAGCAAGAUGCUUCGGAAAAGGACAGUGUCCCAAUGGGCUCUCCUGCCUUCCUUCUCUCUCUCUUUGAUGGAGGCACCAGAGGGCGUCGCUGUGCCAUCGAGGCAGACAUGAAGAUGAAGAAAUGAUCCUGCAGGCAGACAAAACUCCAUCCAGAGCUGGAGUGCAAGCAAGAUGCUGUUAACAGCUGUUGGAGGAGGAAGAAAAGCUGCAGGUCCAUUUCUGGGACCUGCUCCACCUUCUUCACUUGCGCCUCUGGAAAGCAGUGUCUCGUUGGAAUGUGUAACCCAAAGAAACUUCCCCAGAGGGGAAGACUAGCCCCCCUGCCUGUUUUAGGGCAGUCGUCUUGGGCUUCAUCAGUGUUCUGGUGUUAGCUAGCAACUGGUGGCUCGUAUGUACUGUAAUGUGAAGUGUACAGAUUUUUACUAGUGACGUGUAAAUGUGUAUGUAUAUUAAAGUCUGGGAACAAAUCCAGUGUACAGUGUGCAGUGUACUGAGCAUUGCAGCUCUCUGCAGGAGGAGCCCUGGUUUUGUGCAAGCAUGCACACCUGUCCUGCUUUUCUGCAAAUACUCUGCAAAUAACUCUUCCAGUUGCCUGUAUAGCACACAAGCAUGGCAGAGCUGUGACACUAGAGACAAUCCAUUAAUCGUGGUAAUGUUGUAUAGAUGGAGGGGGAGAUUCCCAACUUGAAUGUGUGAGAACAUGGCAAAGGAGAUCUAACCAUCAGAUGUUAAAUACUUCAGUCUUGUAGCUUCCCUUAGGAGACUGAUGUACUGAAAUGUACCCUACAUUCUUUCCCCAGAGGUGUGUAAAGGGUACACUAAUCAGCUGUGAUUCCAGCUGCCUGCCAGUACCUGGUUUCCACAUCCAGGCUUGUAAACUGUUUCUCUUUACUGGAAAUUGCAGGGUUUUUUUCUCAG